Cygnus olor (mute swan) is the source of this 4999-nucleotide messenger RNA. It is a transcript of the gene SHROOM1, whose product is annotated as shroom family member 1. The record is from RefSeq and is a predicted model, not a curated record. Gene Ontology annotation, biological process: actin filament organization. Gene Ontology annotation, molecular function: actin filament binding. NCBI's taxonomy places the organism in Eukaryota, Metazoa, Chordata, Aves, Anseriformes, Anatidae. Gene Ontology annotation, cellular component: cortical actin cytoskeleton; apical plasma membrane; apical junction complex.
GGGGGGACCCUCGGGUGUCAGAGGGGUGCCAGAGGGUGCCCCGCGGGCUGCCGAGGACAGACGGGAUUGAAGAACGAUUUUAUCUAACGCGGUGUUGUUUCGGUGGUAAAAGGAAUCCUUUCGUAGGUUCCAGUACGCGGGGUCACAGGGCUAAAGCAGUGCUGGUGCGUAACAGUGUGCCUCACGUACGCUGCCUGCAGCAGGAGGUUUCUAAAUACUUUCUGUUAAAGGCCUGAGCCGCAUAAUUAUUUCCUGCAGAAAUCACGGGGGCAGUAAUUGCCUGGACCCUUCUUUUCCUGUUGUGCGGAGACCUGUUAAUAGGAUUCUUCUCUCAGAAGGAAAGGUCUCCUUAGCAGCCUUUAAUGCCGAGAGCGAAGCGGCGUCAGGUAGGAGUGAAUGUGUUUCAGGGGAGAGCAUUCUGAGGAAUUCCACGCUCAACUCCAUAGCGCUCUGUGCUGAAAAAUGUUCCCGAGGUGAUGUUUUUGAGAAGGAGAAGCAUCUCCGAAUGGCUUGCCAGGGCACUUCUAAGACCCAGAAGCAGUGUGGUCCAUGAGGGUGCUCUACCACCUACCAGCUGAGGAGAACAAUAACAUCGUUGUUUGACUUUUUGCUUCCAGAGCUCAGGAAACAUCUUUCCAAAUAGGAAUGACGAAUAGGAUGGAUGUGACAUUGCCGACUUGUACGUAGGCUGAGCAGACACGCAAGAUCAGAGCCAUGGCAAGAAUGGGAGCAGAGGGUACCAGAGUGGAGAAGAAAGUUCUCUGGCCUAUCUGGCACUUCUCUGCUGUCCAGGAGGAAAGGCUGCAGGUAGCUCAGACGAGAGGCUGCCAGGGAGGAGGGAACGUGCUGUGAGCUGCCAUCUCCUCCUGCGUCCUGCUGCAGGCACGACUCGGCGCUUGCUGCUGCUUUUUCCAAGCCAGGUGGUCACACCUUCAGCUUCUAAGGAUCCUCUGAAUAUUAUUGGAAUGUGACUGCGGUGCAAAAUGUACUUUUUCAACAGCUCAGCUGUGGACAUCUAAUCAGACCGUUUCCUGGAAAGGCUUCAACAUGGCUCUGUCUGGGAAUGAGAUAGAAAGAUGGACUCAUGGGCAAGGCAGCCAAAUUGGAGAGCUGGUGGAGCCCGCAGCCUCCCCUGACAGCAGUCGGCUGUCGCCAGUGACAUCCCUUGGCAGCUCGGACCAUCUCCUGCACCUCCCUGGAAGAGCAGACUCUGCUUACAGCUCUUUCUCAGGGGGAUCAAACGUUCCAGAGUAUCCCACCCCAUCGUGCUAUGGUGAACACUGCUCUUUGCCUCCCGAGCAGGUACCGUACAUGGACUCAGAGUAUGUAAGAGGCAUUUAUAAUCUCAGCGCAGCGAACUCUGAUCUCAGAUGGCUGCAUCCACACAAGGCACCAGACCCGAGCAUCCGUGGCAUCUCUCACAGCGCUGGGCUCGCGGGGGGGCUGUGGAAGCACUCCUUCCCCCGGGGCUUCCAGCCAGGGACCGCUGCCCCUGGCUGCACCGCCACCCUCUCCUCCUGUGCGACUCGACAGCUUCAGGGUCGCCAGACACCUUGAGAACACGAGAGGGAGACGUGACUCUGGAAGUCUCAGCGAGGGCAGUGCGCAGCCAGCUCACGCGGACGUGUCGCGGAGCCAGAACAGGGAUGAAAUCCCUGAGCCAGACGCAGCGGCAGCCGGGAGAAAGACUGUGGAACACAAAGGCUGGUGGUCUGCUGGUUGUACAGACGGGGUGUCUGUAUCAAAAGGUCAGGGGCUAAGGACAGAAGAAAAUGCAGAGAGGAGCCCAGGCCAAAAACCUGUGAAGAGAAGUAAUCCCCAUGUUUUCAGCAGGCCGUCUUCAUUCAUUUUUCAAGAAUAUUUAAGGACUGACUCUGUGGCUAAUGUCUCUAAAAUUUUUUCUGCUUAUAAUUCAGCUCAUGCUCAUAAAAUUCCUGACGAGAUGAACUCCAAGCCCUAUCCUUCAGGGCAUGCCAGCCCUCGCACAGUUAAUGAUACACAAGAAGACAAACAGUACCCCUGCAGCGUGCGCAAGCCAACUUUCAGAGAAGCAGAUCUGCGAAGCGCGGUGCCAGAACCCAGCCGGUGGAAAGGGUCCUUGCUCUGCGCUCAGUGCCCGCUCCGCGCCGAGCUGCGUUCAGACUUGGGUCGGGAUGUGUUUGAGGACGUUUGUGACUUAAAAUACAUGGAGAAUGCUCUUCUAACUAAAAGUGCAUCCAGGAAGCUGAACAGUUGUAGAGAUGAAAAUCAGUGCUAUAACUACAAAGGAGAGAUCGGGAGCGGUGCUGGGGAGCCACUCCUGAAUCCCCAAGCCAAAACACAGAAACCAUCGGUGUCCUGCAGCUACCAUGCUGCAGAGUCAGCUGGUGCCGACCAAACAGCUUUGCUCAGACCAAAGGAGGAUUCCACAUCACAAUUUUUAAAUGAAGUCAGGAAAGAAAAACAAGCCAAUAACAGCAGUCCUGAGCUCAGCAUGCACCUAGAGCAAGAGGAAGCUCCUGCUCCCUAUCAGAAAUAUCAGCCUGAACUUCAAAAACAGCUCUCGAGAGAGCUGCGGGACGAUCUUGCUGGUGAACAAAUAAGCAGACGGACGACUCCCAUGCUUUACUACCUUUCUGGGGGAAAAGCCACCAACAUCCUGCACCACCACAAGCUCGCCCAAUGUCGAGAGGGCUCAAGGAGCUCACCAGAGGAAUUUCCAACGAGCAGCCAGGCUCCCUCGGUGCGGAGUGUAGAGAUACAGAGGGAAAGCAGCCAGCGCCAGCCAGCCAGCCAGCACCACCAGCGUGCCGAUGACGGUCUGAACGAGACUGAAGAUCUCGUUCUCGGGAGUCCUGCUUCAUCCAUGGAUGAGAGUUUCAAGAAUGACUACAGAGAGAAACUUAAAGUGGCUCAGAAAAAGGUUCUGAGAGAAACCUCCUUUAAAAGAAAAGACUUACAGAUGAGUUUGCCUGUUAGACUAAGACAGAAGCCCUCCAAGAGGCCUUCAAUCAAACACCUGAGAUCUUUCUCAUUAUCCGGCGCACAUGAGGAAGCCAAACUUGCUCCUUGUUCCCCCUCUCAUCUAGAAUCCUUAGAAAGUUUCAAAAGAGAUGGAGAAAUAAAGAGGCCACAAAGGGGUCAAACAGGGGGAAGGAAAAGGGAAACAAAAGAGGAAAAGAAACUGUGUUAUUCUGAGCCUGAGAAACUCGAUCAGCUCGCAGACAAGGAAGUCCCGUGGAACCAGGUCAUGGGUGAAAGGACUGAGCCGGACACAGAGGCAGCCAGGAGAAAGACCCUGGAAAACAGAGGGAGGGCACUUUCCAGCUCAAGUAUCUCCCGGACGGAGCUGAAACAAAUCCAGCACACCGCGCUUGUUGAAUACAUGGAACGAAAGAUUAGCCAAAGACCAGGAGGCGCGCAGCACGUCCCGCUGCAUAAGCCGCCCCUGCAGAAGAGGCCUUCGCUUCCUAAAUGGCCUCCUGGCAAGGCUUCCAACCCCAGUGGGAGCAGGAAGAUGCAAAGCGAUGAGGUUUUCUGCCAAGCGUUCUCUGAAGAACCACCACCAGAUGUUUUCCUCCCUCCGAGCGUGGCCAGCAGAUGCGGCCCCGGCUCUGCUGCUGGGCCGGUGUCCUCGGAGCCCAGCCCCUGUCCUGCAGCCGUGGGGAGCCGCGGCCCUGAGCAGGCACCGGCCGAAAGCCUCCCUGGGGCUGGUGCUCCUGCUGCUGCCCCGGCUGCCGAGAGGCCCGAGUCAACGCCUCCUGCCGCCCAGGGCGCGGACAGAUGGGCCAGCGGGGCCGUGUCACCGUCUCAGCCUCGUGAGAGCUGCCUCGGCAUCCCCAGUUUCCACGAUCAAUGUGGAAGAUGGAUGCCAGAAUCACAAACAAGACAGUGGAGACUGUGGUCUGCUGAGGACCAGCGAUACGAAGAACUUGCGAUGGAGAUCGUUGCCAAAGACAGUUCUCUGGUUGAUAUUCUCAUGCCUUACCCGGUGUUUAUUUUCUGUACAAAAAGCAGGAAAAGCAAUGGAGAUGUGCCAGAAGAAUGUUCUGAACCCGAACUCAAUGCCAAGCAAAGGAGUGACAGUCCCAUUUGUAAGGGAAACCAGACCCCAAACCGGAGUGGAGAUGACACAAAGGACCUAGAUGACAUCACGUGUAAGAAACUGGAACUCAUCUCCAGCCUGCGCUCCAAGCUGCAGGCGCUGUGGGAGGACAGGGAGCUCGUCCUCUCGGAAGCCAGCGACUGCGCCGCGCGUGGCAAGGAGCUGGAGGCCACGGUGCACGACGUCUGCAAGCCCAACGAGUUUGAGCGCUACCUGAUGUUCAUCGGUGACCUGGAGAAGGUGGUGAGCCUGCUGCUCUGCUUGUCCAGCCGCCUCGCCCGGGUCCAAAACGCCAUGAGGAAGAUCGACGGCAAUACAGAUGCCGAGGAGAAGCAAUCGCUGAACGAACGGCACAAGCUCUUGUCUAGACCGGAAGAUGCAAAAGACCUAAAAGAGAACCUGGAUCGCAGGGGCAGAGUGGUCUCUGGCAUCCUUGCCAAAUACCUGACGGAGCAGCAGCUCCAGGACUACAGGCGCUUUGUGCAGGAGAAGACCUCCUUGCUGAUCGAACAGAAGGACCUCGAAGAGCAGAUCAAAUUUUUCGAAGAACAGUUAGAAAAUCUCAAGGAGAGCAUCCCCCUCUAACACCCUAACGGACCGUCCGUUUUGUACCCGUAAUUUGCGACGUUUUCCUGGGAAUCCGUGCGCGCUGACCGCCCUGGGCUCACGCUGAUGACCUGUGCGAUGCUGUUAGUGCCCCAGGACCGACAAGUGCUUAGAGGCUCGAGGCACGCUCUGGACACGCUUCCCCCCUGGACGGGCCAACUGACAAAUCCUGCAGUGUGUAGCAGGCUGCGUUCUGAAAUGACUGCUAGGAUGUCUUAUUCCUCUAAAUUUGUCAUGUAUUUCCCCUUGUCGUCUGUCCGUCUGUUUUCCAGAUUGACGUAACUGCAAUAAAAGAGCAGCACAAGUUUG